Phyllopteryx taeniolatus (common seadragon) is the source of this 2593-nucleotide messenger RNA. Its product is annotated as cysteine/serine-rich nuclear protein 1-like. NCBI's taxonomy places the organism in Eukaryota, Metazoa, Chordata, Actinopteri, Syngnathiformes, Syngnathidae. The transcript is spliced from 6 exons. Gene Ontology annotation, biological process: regulation of transcription by RNA polymerase II. Gene Ontology annotation, cellular component: nucleus. Gene Ontology annotation, molecular function: DNA-binding transcription factor activity, RNA polymerase II-specific; sequence-specific DNA binding. The coding region runs from base 339 to 2075 and encodes 578 amino acids. The record is from RefSeq and is a predicted model, not a curated record.
CUGACACAAGAGGAAAGGAAUCAAAGAGGAACGACUCUAAUCACGAGCUCGACUUGUGCAGCAAGAUGGAUCCUGCCAACAAUACUUGGUUUCGUUUGUCACGACGGCGAGUGGCAGUGAAGCGUAAUAACCGACAGUAUGAGCCAACGAUCGCUUUGGAGACGGACAAGGGGGUCGUUCUCUUGCCGUGACGUGUUGUCUUUGAGGUGCCAGCAGUCCUGAGGCGUUCACGCUCCUCCAGUGCAACAUUAGCUUCACGCACACGCUGGCUGCGAGAGCCACAACUGCCACAAAUCCGCACUUUUUCGUCAUUAUGCUCCCCCCGAAGCCGUGAAUGUAUGUCAACCACCGGAGCUGAAACAAUGGCAGGUGUCCUGAAGCGAAAGUUUGCGGCAGUUGAGGAAAACCCCAGCUAUUCUUCUUCUUCUUCUUUCUCCUCUCCGCCACACUCUUCACCCACGUCUUCAGGGUGGGACUCGGAGGGGGAGAGCGGCUCCUCUGAGAUGCAGGACUUCCCAGCUCCUGCGCCCACCGGCGUACCGAGCCGGUCCAUAGUGAAAAAGCCGAGGCUGGUAAAGAGGCAGUGCCGCGUACGCUUCGACCAAGUGGCAGUUUUCGGUUUCCCUCGCUGCCAGGGCUUCACCAGUGUGCCCAGUCACGGUGGUGCCACCCUGGGAAUGCUGCGGCAGCACAGCACCCUUCACAAGUACACAGUAGCAGAGCACGCAUCGGAGCAAAGGCGGCGCCGUAGGCAGAGACACCAGCUCAGACUAAGAGAGGAGACACAUGACUCAUUGAAACACAAUCUGCUCACCAAUGAGGCUGUUGGCCAAAAUGAACCAGGUCAACUCACAGUAGAACAGUUCCCAUCUGAAGGCGCUGAUGUCCACAUGAGCGAUGCUGAGCUGGACGGUAGAGGCUUGCUGCAGCCGUAUUCAUCCAGGCAGCGGCAUGCUCUCCUGCUGGCAUCUGGGGUGAAGCGCAUUGACAAGGACGAGAAGAAGCAGCUUCAUGCUCUGCGUCUGUCCAGGGAAGCUUGCGGAUGUGACUGCCAGGGCUUUUGUGAGCCCGAGACCUGUGCCUGCAGCUUGGCGGGCAUCCAGUGUCAGGUGGACCGCUUCAGCUUCCCAUGUGGCUGCACAAAGGACGGCUGCGGAAACACCGAGGGACACGUCGAGUUUGACUCCAAGCGUGUGCAGACUCAUUACAUCCACACCAUCAUGCGACUCGAUUUAGAGCAGCGAUCGGGAGCUGAAACGACGAGCCGAGGGGACCAGCCGGUGCAUUCACAAGACCUUGUCGAGUCGGAAGAUCUGAGUGAGACUCGUCACGUGAGGAAUGAACCAUACAAGAUGUGCCCUUUUGUUUUUUCUUUGGAAGAAGGCGAUCUCGCUCUUACGAUUCCCACCAGUCCUGCAUUUAAUUUCCUCCCGGAGCGAGCAGUGGGGGAAGAGAACAGCUGCAGUAGCGACAUGACUGAAUCCUCCAGCUCUUCUUCUGAUUGCGACGGAGGGCAUCUUCCUGCCAACCGCAGACGGGCGCCUUGUACCCUCAGCAUCUGUGAUUCUGAAAAUAAUAACUUCUCCGUGUGUCACCAGCUGAGACUUAUGGCAGCACCACUGACCAUGGGCAGCAGCAGUUGUGACUCUAACAGCACAACAUCUGACAGAAUAGGACCACUUUCGGCAAACACCUUCACAGACCACAAAACCACAGUCGUGGUGACGGAUUAUCUCGAUGAAAAUGCAAACCUGGCAAGAGACCCGUUUAACGAUGAGGAAUCCCUCGAAGGCUUUCCGAACACUCCCUCCCCUACCCUGGACUAUCCCUCCAGCGGGUACAUGGACCCGAGUCUCUCUUCAGAGUCCGACUUGGAGUUUUUUGACAGCGACUAUCCCUCCGGACCACUGCGCAGCUCGUUCAAAGAGCACAGACACUCAGACAGCUUUCACCCCCUCCGGCUGAUCAGCUCUGUUUAUUUGCCACAGGGCGAAUCAAGCACCUGCCUCCUGGAGUCUCUGAUUGGUCUGACUGAGCCGAACCCAGAACUGCCUUAUGAUCAUCGUCAGCUUUGAAAGGAAAUAUAUUGAACAUUUUUGACGUGACAAAAAAGUUGUUUGAGAAUGAUUAACAGAGAUGUGAUCUUAUGAUUUGACUGAUAUUCUUUUUUUUUUUAAUCUACUACUAUAAUUUUUCAGCGAGGUCCAUACACUUCUUACCCUGUUACACCACAUUUUGAUUUCAUUAACCUUUAUCGCAACUUUGAUUUGUUGUUUACAUUCCCUUUAUACCAUUGCUAAAUAAAAAAAUAAAAAAAUAAAAUAUAUAUAUAUAGGAUUCCCAAUAUAUGGCUUGUAUGCCAUAUGUAUGAACAACUUGGGGCAUGAGCAUCUGUCUCACAAAAUCGAAACCAAUUCUUUUAAUUGUUAUGGUAACUGGCCAUAGUAUAAGCAGAUAACCCACUUAAUAUAAAGCUAUGGAAAAAAAAUUACUUUUAUGUUUGUCAUUUUUAUGACUGGCAAUGAAUUGUUCUUUACAUGCCUUCCAAUAUAUUUAUGUACUGUAGUAAUAAAUUGAACUAUUUAUUCAUCAA